This is a messenger RNA of Prunus dulcis (almond), 839 nucleotides long. RefSeq names its product protein LURP-one-related 15-like. Bases 65 to 682 code for a protein of 205 amino acids. The record is from RefSeq and is a predicted model, not a curated record. The transcript is spliced from 3 exons. Lineage: Eukaryota; Viridiplantae; Streptophyta; Magnoliopsida; Rosales; Rosaceae.
UAUUGUCUUUCUUUCCCAAACCUAAAUCAAAAUACAGGUGCUCAUCGGCGACAUAUUUCAUACCAUGACACAACCAGAAGCUAGCGCACCAUCAGUAGCAUAUGCUCAUCCCGCUGUUGCGGUUGUCAGCCCUCACUUCUGCAGCCCCUACCCCAUGGAUAUUGCAAUUGUUAGAAAACUUCUAACCAUAACCCAUGGCAGCUUUGUAGUCACUGAUGUCAAUGGCAACAUCAUUUUGAAAGUCAAAGGAGAUCAUUUACUUGACACGGCUGGUUAUCCCAUUCUCACUCUAAGACAGAAGUUGAUGUCUGCGCAUGAGAGAUGGCAAGUUUUUAGGGGGAAAAGCACAAAAUCCAGGGAUCUGAUUUUUAGUACUAAGAGAUCUUCAAUGGUCCAAUUUUACACCAAAUUAGAUGUUUUCUUAGCACAUAACAAAACAGAGAAGGUACCUGACUUCAAGGUCAAAGGAAGUUGGUCUGAAAAAUCCUGCGUCGUAUAUGCUGGGGACGACUCCACCAUUGUUGCCCAAAUGCAUAAGAAGCGCACAGUUAAAAGUGAGUUGCUUGGAAAGGACCAUUUCAUGGUGACAGUGUAUCCUGGGAUUGAUUAUGCAUUCAUCGUCGCGCUUAUUGUCAUUCUUGAUGAGAUUAACACUGCUAGUAUUCCUACUGUUCCAACUUAAUGUAUCAAGGAUUAGGAUCAUGAAUUGAUUAGUUUAGAUCCACUUCUUACUUUAUUUAGGAAACGACGCAUGUUUGUCCCUUUGGCCUAAUUUAUUCAUUCAUACUCAUGAUGGGCAUUGUAAACAUGUUGGAUUUUUUUCUUUAAAGAAGUUUUGU